GAUAUCCUCGCAUUGACCGCGCCCGAGAUCCAAAUGUCGGCCGACGAAUUGACCGAGCUCGAAGUCAAUGCCCGGGUGAUCACCGCCGACCAGCCCGUCCAUCUCAAUAUGUCCAAGACCGGCGCCAAGAAGUGUAUCAUGGUGAUUUAUGCCGCCGUUCUCGAUCAGGCGAUCAGUGUUUCGAUCGAGGGCGAUCAGCGCACGGAGCUGGACCUUGGAGUGGAUUCCGGCCACUUGCAGGCGGAGAUCAAGUUCGACGAUGGCAAGCUGGAGGUCUCUUACAGCGACCGACACGGGGACGACCGGACCGCGGCCUACCAAGCCUUCCUGGACACGGAACUGCGAGUCGCCCUCGCGGUCUGCUGGUCAUCCCCGGCCGUCGCCAUCUCGAUCUGCUCGUGGGUGGCCAAGUCGGUGGCCACCGCGGGCUCGCAUGCGCUGUCCCAGGCCCAGGCCGUGUCCCUGGGCCAGCAAUUGGCGGCCCAUGCCAUGACCGGUUCCGACUCCUAUUAUGCUCCGACCCUCACCUUUGAUGAGUAUGUCCUCACGCUUGAGACCCAGCGACAGGCCGCCGAGGAUUUCCAGGACCAGUACGAGCGCUUUCAGGCCGCCGAAAACCAAGUGGAUGACGCCAAGGCGGCGGGGGAAGCCCUUCUGGCAACCGUUCAGAACACACAGUCAACCAGAGUCGAUCUACAGGCGCAGGCCUUGGCCAAAUAUCAGGCGGCAGCCGCUACCGUCGAAGCCUGUGACAAAAUGCUUAGUGAUGAUGAUGAAGAGCUGAGACAUGCACAGGACAGGUUCCAAGACGGUCUCGAUGCAUGGAUACAGAGGCAGACCUUCCUGGCAAUUUGCACCAUCCUUGGUGCCAUCUUUCAAUUUGCGGUCGGAAUUUACGCCGUAGGGAAGGGGUCGGGCGACCCAGCCGCGGUCGAAAAGAUCGUCAAAGACGUUGAGGAAGCAGAGAAAACGGCAGGGGCUGCGGAAGAUGUCAUCCUCGGCUCGAAGGCCUUCAAUAAUCUGUGGGAGUAUACCAAGGCAUUGGGGAAGCUGUUCCCCAAGAUGGUCGAUCUUGUCAGUGCGGCGGGCAAGAUUGACCGUCUGGGAGAUCAUGAUGAUAUUGACCUUCCGACCUUGGGCGGCGACGUCUCCGGCUCCGAUGGAACGGAUGCAGACGCCAGCUUGAUUAUGAGCCUGGUCGCUUGGGACGAGUGGGAGUUGGAAUCCGACCAACAGAUGGAAUGGGCCACCUCGCAACAUGAUCCCGCGAUCGACGGAGCCAGUGAGUACCGCUUGACGCUGCGCAAGCAUGCGGUGCACGGCCGCGCAUUGGCCCAGGCCCAGGCCGAGGCUGUCAAGCAAGGCCAGGGAUAUAUCCAGGCCACCCUCCUGGUGCUCGAAGCCAACCGCGACAUCGAGGCCAUCGACGAACUGCUCGCCCACUACGAGGAAGAGAAAGAUGCAUACGCUCAGGCCGAAGCGAAGUUCUACGAUCGAUACCUCCAGCUGCGGACCACGCUCGCCAUUCAAUUGCAAUAUGCGGUCGAUGCCUGUCGCUUCUACACUCUGGAAGAACCCGAGGUCAAUCUGGACUCACAGAUGUCGGUGGACGAGAUAACCGCCUGCAUUGCAUAUCUACGGGGUGCGAUGCAAGAUGUCAAGAAUCAAUACGCAAAUGGAUACACGCCAUCCAGUUUUCCCGAGACGGUUAUCGCAGGCCUGAAGAGCAGUGCGCAAGGGUAUAGUGCCACGUUCACGCUCUUGCCCAUUCCAGGCGCCAACUACGACCCCGGCCCGGAGAACUACGCAUAUCCCUUCACCGGUGGUUUCCACUACCGUCUGAAUGGCCUGGAGCCUCGCCUGCUCGGGGUGAAGCCCACGCCCGACGCGGUGCACGAUGGCCGCGCGUUUGUGCGGUUGCGCAUCGAAACCUCCGGGACCUAUUCGGAUCUCGGGUAUGACGCAGACACGAAGGAAACCAAGGUCUGGCAUUUUGUCAGCAAGCCCCGACAGAACCGCUAUGUCUACGCGGUUGACGAGUCGGGCGCGUGGCUCCGCGACGUGGAGCGAGCCACAUACGAUGACCAUGAGCACGCUCAACCUCCCCCGUUUACACUCUGGAAGCUCACUCUUGAAAACCCCGACGAUCUGGAUUUGAGUACACUAGGAAAACUGGAGCUACACUGGGACGCGUUCUACCGGCCGGUCUUCUCAUUAUGAUUUCAUGUGUUUUCGUCACAACUACCGUUGCAUCCUGUCGUUGCGGUGGAUCCAAAUCAAGAGUU
This is a messenger RNA of Aspergillus aculeatus ATCC 16872, 2285 nucleotides long. RefSeq lists its product as uncharacterized. The record is from RefSeq and is a predicted model, not a curated record. NCBI's taxonomy places the organism in Eukaryota, Fungi, Ascomycota, Eurotiomycetes, Eurotiales, Aspergillaceae. The transcript is spliced from 3 exons. The coding region runs from base 34 to 2220 and encodes 728 amino acids.